AUGUUACCAUCUGCACUCUUAUUGGUCAUUUUGUUGGAACCGUUCACGAACUGCCAUUGGAAGAUAGCAUGGUCGGCUCCUCCCACACUCAACAAUGAUUGGCCAUCUUUGGUGAACCUGCAUCCCCAGCAGGCCUUAAGUGGUCAAGGGGUGCCAAGAAUCCCUGGGAAGUAUGCAAUAGCGGAAGGAUGUUGCAAAAAAAUUCAGAAUGGCCCCUCUAUGGUACUUAGACUUGGAACGCUCAAUGUUGGAUCAGUGACUGGCCGCAGCAUGGAAAUCGCAGAAAUGCUCGAGCGUAGGAUUGACAUCUGCUGCCUUCAGGAAACCCGAUGGAAAUCGAAUGGUGUCUGUCAUGUCAACUCAGACAAAGAAAAAUAUAAACUAUUCUGGAAUGGUCAAAAGACGGCCAAAAAUGGUGUUGGAAUUUUUGUCAGAGAACCGCUAGCCUAA
This is a messenger RNA of Helobdella robusta, 450 nucleotides long. RefSeq lists its product as hypothetical. Bases 1 to 450 code for a protein of 149 amino acids. NCBI's taxonomy places the organism in Eukaryota, Metazoa, Annelida, Clitellata, Rhynchobdellida, Glossiphoniidae. The transcript has 2 exons. The record is from RefSeq and is a predicted model, not a curated record.